ACAUAUAUAAUGACAAAUAGUGAUCAAAUCGAUAUUAAGAUAAAUACGAUUGAAAAUAAUAAAAAUGGUUUAUUUAAGAAAAUACUUUACAAUACUCGUACUCCCGAAGAUCAGGAAAAAUUGGCGGACAAAAUGAGUGACAAAAUAAAGACAACAAUAAUUAAUGACAACAUGUUUGGCCAAAUAGUGACCACUACUCGGACUCCGCAAACAAUUAUAUCACAUAAGAGUACAAUUUAUCCAUUAUUUUUGAACCAAACGAUGUCUAACGAUAUAUACUCGAACAGUACAUUUGCAAUGAGUGCUAUGGCUUCGUUCAAAACAAUUAUAAGCAAAACAUUAGAAUUUGGUGCAAAAAUUAAUCGAAAUGAAUAUCAAAAUUUUUUUGGACGGUUUUAUGGUUUAAGCGAUUUUAUUAUACUAACGACAUGUCAGCACCAAAUGAAACAAAUGUUUUCAACAAAAUCUGAUUAUUUUCUGACUCCAAGUGAACUCUGUAUCGGUUAUUAUAAUUAUAUAGUUUUUAAUUCAUUUAAUAAUCAAAUGCGUGAAAUGUCUGACAAAAUAACAAAACUUGAACAACAAGUUAAUUGUUUGCAUCAAAAAUAUGGUUUAAAUCAGUGUUUUGACUAAAUUUAUAGUAUUAUUAUUUUUUA
Molecule: messenger RNA, 656 nt
Organism: Oppia nitens
Lineage: Eukaryota; Metazoa; Arthropoda; Arachnida; Sarcoptiformes; Oppiidae
Exons: 5
Coding region: 10-633 (207 amino acids)
Source: RefSeq, a predicted model, not a curated record